ACAUCAAGCAAGGGUUACCUGACCCGGUUGCCGGUCGCCUGCGAUUGCAAAGGGUUCUACGUGGCAUAAAGCGCACGCUAGGCACACCACCCUCUUCGCGCCUUCCCGUCACCACCGAGGUCAUGUCAAUGAUUUAUAAGCAUCUGGAUUUAACGCUGUUUGACCAUGCUAUGUUCUGGGCCGCAUGCUGCCUGGCCUACUUCGGUUUCUUACGCGCAUCAGAGUUUACGGUCAACAGUAGUAGCAUUUUUUUUUGCCAGAUCUCCAUUUAAGUGUCCGGGACAUCUCCGUUGACUCUAUGUCUAAUCCAACCAUGCUGCGGAUUCACGUGAAGGCGUCCAAAACUGACCCGUUUAGAAAGGGAACACACGUCUUCAUCGGUAGAGCCAAGCCCCCUGUAUGCGCCGUGGAGGCGGUGCUAGGGUACCCCGCCCGCAGAGGUGGCGCGCCCGGCCCGUUGUUCGUAAUGGAAUCAGGUCAGCCCUUAUCCCGUCAAAAGCUUACUAGUUGGCUCCGAGAAAUUCUCCAGCUCGAAGGCGUUCCCGGUAACUAUUCUAGCCAUAGCUUCCGCAUAGGAGCCGCCACGGUGGCGGCCUGCAAUGGCCUACCGGACCACUUGAUACAGACUCUCGGUCGCUGGACCAGCGGCGCGUAUCGCUCCUAUAUCCGCACGCCAGCCGACGUUCUAGCGGGGGCUUCCAGUAAACUAGUCUAAUAAAUCAGUCUCCCAUGUUCGAUGGUGUGUGUGUGGUGCUUGUUUGGUUUGGGGUCUGGAGGUCCCAUGGCCCCUUCCACUCUCCCUCCUUUUCAAGCACCUUUUUGGCGGGGGAUUGUGGCCUAGUUGCCAUGGUUCCCUGGGAGAGCGCAACUCGUGGGCCGUCGC
Nematostella vectensis (starlet sea anemone) is the source of this 883-nucleotide messenger RNA. RefSeq lists its product as uncharacterized. The transcript has a single exon. The record is from RefSeq and is a predicted model, not a curated record. Gene Ontology annotation, molecular function: DNA binding. Bases 299 to 715 code for a protein of 138 amino acids. Gene Ontology annotation, biological process: DNA recombination; DNA integration. Lineage: Eukaryota; Metazoa; Cnidaria; Anthozoa; Actiniaria; Edwardsiidae.